This is a messenger RNA of Aspergillus calidoustus, 429 nucleotides long. The record is from the annotation of a GenBank genome assembly. Lineage: Eukaryota; Fungi; Ascomycota; Eurotiomycetes; Eurotiales; Aspergillaceae.
AUGCAAGAGGUUGUCACUGUCACAGUCCUCUUCUGCGGAGAUCGGCUACUUGUAUUCAAGAUACGGCCAAAGAAGGCUCCAACCAGCGACCCGCAACACAUCACCGAACAACAGGAUGAAUGGAUCAUUGGGCCGCCUGUUGAGACCUGUCGAGCGGACGACUACGACCACCGAGACGCUGCCCGUAGAGCACUUGCGGGAGCUGGGAUUCGGGACUUUGAAUUUUUGGGCACAUUCGAUGAGUUUGGGGAGGAACUCACCAACGACAACUGCUCCUACGUUGUUUUUAUCGCCGAGACUACGGCUGCAGUGAGGUUGGAAGAUGGCUGGGGUUGGGUGACCCAGGAUGAAUUAUGGGCAUCCCGCUAUUUUGUAUUCUUGAGAGAAUACAAUCCUUUUGCAAAGUUCCGCGCCCUGGAUUCCGCUUAG